UAUGUUUGCAAUCAUAUUCCCCUAUUUUGUUAUUUUAGCUGCUCUUUUAGUCUGGUACAAUUUGUUUUGCAUAACAAAAACUGACAUCUGACAGUUGCGAAACGCAAAACGCAAUUAAAUCGGUUUCAGUAUAAACGCGCCGGAUUUUUUGUGUGUGUCAUAAAACAGAAAUUUGUCGCGCACUUUAUUUUCAAACGUCGACGAGUGAAAGUGAAAGUUGGUGAAUUAAAGAGCGCAUUUUGCACGCUUUGGCUCCGGGCUCCAGAUGAGCCUCAGAAAUGAGCCGAGAUGGAUUCAGGCGAGCAGCUGAUUCUCCAGUCUCCGGCCAGAUGGCUUCUGAACACAGAUUUGCAUUCAUUUUCGCCUAAUAUCUUCCAAAAUAGAGGGGCAGCUGCAUUUGUUGUCAAAUAAGGUUUAAAACUCCUUUUUAGGACGGGAUCGUUACCUACGCGAUGGGAUUGUUGAACUUCUCUAGUCAACAGUAUCAGAUUUAAAGGGAUUUAGACUAAAACCCUAAUUUGGUAAUCAGAUUGAAAUCGCUUUGGUGUGUAAUCUGUAUUAGAGAUACUGUAGAUUAGGCCUAGAGUUAGCAAACCUGAAAUAUUUAUUAUUAUGGUAAGUUAUAUAGGUUUGGAAAAAGAAUUAAAAUAAUAAUAAUAAUUUGAUUAAAAAAAAAAAAAAAAAAAAAAAAACGAUAUCACAUGCCAAAUAGGUCUGCGGAUACUUUAGAUUUAUUUAUUAGUAGCACACACGUAAUUAUAAUAUUUGAUAACAAUAAUUACAAGAACAUUUCACGUGAAACAAACAUUAAGAUAAACGCAUAAUAAUAAUAAUAAUAAUCAUUUGCUGCCUAGAGUACCAUUUAACAUUAAAGUUCACAGAGGCAUUCAGCGUAUGCAUGGAUCAAAGUCAUUGCGAAUUAAAGACAAAAAGCAUAUCAAUCUUAAAUUGUCGUAAAAUAUAAUUUUAUUACUUACGUAUUUAAUUAGACGACGAUGCAAUGUGAUGGAUUUUGAGUCGAGGCAAGAGCAACAGCUUUGAUAAUUCACUUAUCUUUGGCAAUAGUCAUUAACCCCCAACACUAGCAGAAUAGAUUGCUGUGUAAAACACAUCUCUCUUCUCCUCUCUCCGUCCAUCCAUCCAUCCCUCCCUCCAGCGCACAGGGUCCCCAGAUAACCAACAUCGGACUUCCAUUUUCGCCCAUUAAUACAAAUAUUAACAUACAUGCAGAGUCUGCCAAUAUCGGAGACACGAGCACCUUACGAAAUGAAAGAAAAAAUGACCCUUAUUGUUCUGAUAAAUGAUUAUAUUUUUAUUACAAAAGACAUCCUACUUCUUGCGCAUAGAAGGAGAGGGUGGACGCAAUGUUUCCCUCGAGUCCUUUCACAGUUUCAGAUGUAAUUCUGCAAUAAUUUACAAAAUUAAGCGCGUGUACGCGCUAGGACUAGGAGUUUGACAUCGCCUCGCUUCGCUCCGCGCGCGCAAACUGUGCGUGUUUGAUUCAAGCAGUCAAAGUUGCCAUAAUUUAAGACGCGCAUUACGCCAUUAUGCAGAUGCCCAGGGUGUUUAUCAUAAGGAACAUCUAGUCUUAAAAUGCCAGUGCACCUUUCCGACUUCAGAGUAAUAAAAUUUUGUCAAUUUGGCACUGUCACUGUGAUGAUGGCCCGGUAAGAAUUUUAUUCUGGAAACCGGCGGAUGGGUGGCCAGUGCUCUUUUCUUUUUUUUCUUUUUUUUUUUUUGCACUCUAUAAACUUGCAUGGCAGUUUCUCAGAAUAUAUAGUUCCUAUAAUUCGCGGGCUUUCAUUAUCAUUCAUUUUUGUUCCUCUCUGAUGAUUACUUGACAUGAUGUUCACUGGAAAAGCAGUAGCAGCAGCAGUGACUCUAGUCGUGUAUGUACUCACGGUCCAAGCUUAAAGCCCAGCGACAGGAAGCGUCAACCCUCUCCAUGUAUGGGCAAAGCCACGCCCACGUGCGCGUCAUCCUCUGACAGCGUGGAUCCCGUGGGUCUGGAGUUUUUGGCUCCCGGGAAAGGUUCCAGUCCUGGGGGAUAGAGGGUUGAGUUUUGUAUGCUUCCAUCCAUUCUGCAAAGACGCGCUAAAGGCCCCUCAUCAUCCUCUCCCGUGUCCGGGAACACCUCCACGGUGAUCAUUUACGCGUUUAUUUGUCUUUUGGAGCCAGAAGUGGUGGAUUCAGCAGUGUCCCGAAGCCUUUUUUGAUGCUGUUGUUAUAGGAUGCCACCAAGCUAAGAGCAUCAUCACCAUCAUCAUCAUCCUCAUCAACAACAACAACAACAAGCAGAGAAAGUUGCGAGAAAUGUUUAACUGAAUUAAAACAAGUCUAAUAUCCCUGAUAUUUGCGCGACUCGCUUCGCUUCUUCCACGGGAGGAUCUCCAUCUAUCCAAACAAGCUGCUGGAGAGGCUUGAGAAUCUUUACGCACUGAGUCGUUCAUGUGGUGCCAACGCAGGACGGACUGAAGAAGGAGUCGGGACUGCUUUUUUCUUCUUCUUCUUCUUCUGUUUUCGACAAAUCCCAAACAAACUCUUACUGCUAUCCGAAGGGGCUUCUCGGAGAAACGACGCGCCCUCGCUCACACUCUCAUUUCAUCUCUUUGGCUGGAAGUGGGUUGCACGCGAACUGUUUUAAUGUUUGGGAUUCAGGAAAAUAUACCGAGAGGGGGGACCACUAUGAAAGAGGAACCGCUGGGCAGUGGCAUGAAUCCGGUCCGAUCGUGGAUGCACACGGCUGGGGUGGUGGAUGCGAACACGGCCGCCCAGAGUGGAGUUGGGCUGGCACGGGCGCAUUAUGAGAAACAACCGCCAUCCAACCUCAGAAAAUCCAAUUUUUUCCACUUCGUCCUGGCGCUUUAUGACAGACAGGGACAGCCAGUGGAGAUCGAAAGGACAGCUUUUGUGGACUUUGUGGAAAAGGAGAAAGAACCUAACAGUGAAAAAACUAACAAUGGGAUACAUUACAAACUACAACUAUUGUACAGCAACGGCGUCAGAACAGAACAGGAUCUUUAUGUUCGGUUAAUCGAUUCCAUGACAAAACAGGCUAUUAUUUAUGAAGGACAAGACAAAAACCCAGAAAUGUGCCGAGUUCUUCUCACGCACGAAAUUAUGUGCAGUCGGUGUUGUGACAAAAAAAGCUGCGGAAACAGGAACGAAACGCCCUCAGACCCCGUGAUCAUCGACAGGUUCUUUUUGAAAUUUUUCCUCAAGUGUAAUCAGAACUGCCUGAAGAAUGCAGGAAACCCACGGGACAUGCGCAGAUUCCAGGUCGUUGUAUCGACAACGGUUAAUGUGGACGGUCACGUGUUGGCCGUGUCGGACAACAUGUUCGUCCACAACAACUCAAAACAUGGCAGAAGAGCCCGCCGCCUAGAUCCCUCAGAAGGUACGGCCACUCCUUAUCUGGAGAAUGCAGCUACCCCGUGCAUAAAGGCCAUUAGCCCCAGUGAAGGCUGGACCACUGGAGGAGCCACGGUCAUCAUCAUCGGCGAUAACUUCUUCGAUGGACUACAGGUCGUGUUCGGCACCAUGCUAGUAUGGAGUGAGCUCAUUACGCCCCAUGCCAUCCGAGUGCAGACCCCUCCAAGACACAUCCCGGGCGUUGUAGAAGUCACCCUAUCCUACAAGUCAAAGCAGUUCUGCAAAGGUGCGCCAGGACGAUUCGUGUAUACAGCUUUGAACGAACCAACUAUUGACUACGGCUUCCAGAGACUGCAGAAGGUCAUUCCCAGACAUCCAGGUGAUCCAGAGAGGUUGCCCAAGGAGGUGUUGCUAAAGAGAGCCGCUGACCUUGUGGAAGCGCUGUACGGGAUGCCACACAACAACCAGGAGAUCAUUCUGAAGAGGGCCGCAGAUAUCGCCGAGGCUCUGUAUAGCGUCCCACGUAACCACAACCAGAUCCCGUCCCUCGCCAACACGGCCUCUCACGGCGGAAUGAUGGGGGUCAACUCUUUCGGCAGUCAGCUCGCCGUCAACGUCUCAGAGACCUCACAAGUGGGCUACAGUCGCAACACGAGCAGUGUGUCGCCUCGCGGUUACGUGCCCAGCAGCACCCCGCAGCAGUCCAACUACAACACCGUCAGCAACAGCAUGAACGGCUACGGCAACACGGGAAUGCCCAACCUGGGCGUGCCCAGUUCACCGGGCUUCUUGAACGGCUCUUCUGCAAAUUCUCCCUACGGCAGUAAGUAUCAAGUAGUUCCGUCGAGCCCUACCAUGGCAGCCUCUUCGGUCAGCCUCUCUUCAAACUGUAGCAGUACACACGGCAUUUUCUCAUUCUCACCUGCCAAUGUCAUCUCUGCAGUGAAACAAAAAAGCGCCUUUGCUCCAGUUGUCAGGCCCCAAGCAUCUCCACCUCCUUCUUGCACCAGUGCAAAUGGCAAUGGACUUCAAGCUAUGUCCGGACUGGUGGUCCCACCCAUGUAAAUUGCACUCCCGUCCCUUGUAAAGCAGCCGUCUCCUCGCCGGGGGACGAAGCGUAGUACGUUGUACGGAGGAUCCUCCUCGAAGUUGUCAUUCGUCAUGAAGUUAAUCAGCAGCUAAUUCUGUUAUUCAGAGGAAAAAGACACUUUGUUUCAAAGAGUUUAUUCGAAAUUGACUUUGUCAUGAACAAUUUCAUUUUAUUGACUGAAUCUCUUGUCAUAUUUUCACGAUCUUGAAGGGGGGGAAAAAAAGAACAAAACGUACCUAUUUUGUAUAAACAUUUCUGGUUUAAUCUUGGCUAUGUCUAGUUCUUGCUAUGUGUGGGAAGAAACAUUGUGGAUAUGCCAUUUGAUGAAAACACUGAUAAAAAAAAAUGUGUAAGAAUGUUUCUCUUUCACCGAUGUGCUGCCGCUGCACAUCUUCAUAAUGUGAAUUCAUUUUCCUUUUUUAUUAUAUUAUUAUUAUUUUUUUGUUUAUUGUUUUGCCUUUUUUUUUUUUGAUUGUGGUAAUAAAAAGGGGGCCAAUAUAUACAGAGCCAAUAAACUGGAAAUAAUAUAAGAUAUAUGAUUUAUAAAUCAAAAAGAAGGGCAAGGAAGAACGAACGGUGCGAGAAGAGAUCUUAUCGUUCUGUUCGUUGGGCGGAAUUGAACUUUGUAACUUAUUGUAGGUAGAAGUUGUAACUUUGAUAUUGCAAAAAUUCUUCUCUUGCCUUCAACAAGCACACUAACAGAGACGGAGCGCUACUGUCUGUUGGUUAAAAAAGACAAAAAAAGAAAAAAAAGAAAAUAUUUCCACUGCUAAAGCUUCCUGUAAAGCGAGUGUGAUCUGCAAUGUUUUUCAACUUUUUGCUAGCACUGUAUACUAUUGCAUUCUUAGGCUACUGUGAAGUCUGUUUCUUGUACCAGAAAGUUGUCCUUAUACCUCUAGCUCCUUACUCCCUAAUGUGUUUUGUAUGUGGUUAUACAAUUGUAGACUUUUGUGAUUUUGCCAAAGUUGUAGCUAAAUAUUUAUACACUUGUCUUGAAUUUUCCAGAUUCACUUAAAUAUUUAGUACAGAGUUUUAUUCCUACAGUUAGGAGUAAAAUUGUCUUAUACAUUGCAACACUUUCACACAAACACUUGCGGUCACUAAGGGAAUUUUUUGUAACAUAUCAAUUAUAAAUAUUGUAUUUAUCUUUGAAAUUUUGUAUAUUGCUUUCCAUCGUUUUCUUUAAUCUCACGUGUAUUGUUUUCCACGGCCGAAAUUACGAUGAAGGUUUAGCCAAGAAUCAUCGCCUACAUUCGAUGUUUUGUACCGAUAGAUUGUAUCGUCUACACGUUUAGUUUGUAAUUCAGAUAUUUUUUUUUUUUUAUGGCAUCAGACCUUCCGUCCAUUUUUGUUUGUUUGUUUGUUUGUUUAUUUCCUAUUUCGAGGAGCAGUCAAAUCCAUUGUUUAUUUUUAUAUUAAUUUUUAAGUUAUCUAAAAAAGUACUUUUUUGAAAGAAAACUGUUUGUUGUAUAGUCAAAUAAAUUGUUUGUGUCACCUGGCUGUAAUAAUAUUAGUAGAUAAAGUGCAUGUCAAGCCGCCCCAGGGGGGGAAAAAUCCAAUUGUGGUUGUAAAUUUUGUUUUUGUAGAAUGUAAAAAGUCAUUUUUACCUGCCACCAUGACUUUGCCACAUAACUCAACCAUGUUUACAGGGAUCAAGAAGGAAAAAAAAAGGAAAGAAAAAAAUUAUCUGCAAUGGAAAUCUACAUCAGUUACUAAUGUUUAUUAAAAUAUGUCAGAAAAAAGCUCUGUCAAAGGCUUUCCAGUGAAUCUCCUGAGAGGAACCUUUCUGCUGUUUUAAUGACAAACGUACACCACAGUGAAUCUCAUUAUUCCAUUCAGAUCAAUGGUGUAAAAAGCACAAACAUUUUUUACUAAAAUAAAAAAUAAUUAUUGUGACCCCUCA
Ctenopharyngodon idella (grass carp) is the source of this 6365-nucleotide messenger RNA. It is a transcript of the gene ebf3a, whose product is annotated as EBF transcription factor 3a. Gene Ontology annotation, molecular function: RNA polymerase II cis-regulatory region sequence-specific DNA binding; DNA-binding transcription factor activity, RNA polymerase II-specific. Gene Ontology annotation, biological process: regulation of transcription by RNA polymerase II. The transcript is spliced from 16 exons. Bases 2644 to 4437 code for a protein of 597 amino acids. The record is from RefSeq and is a predicted model, not a curated record. Lineage: Eukaryota; Metazoa; Chordata; Actinopteri; Cypriniformes; Xenocyprididae.